AUGCUCUCAAGGGCAGCUCUGCGCCUGGCCCAGCCAGCUGCUGUCUCACGAUGGGUAUCUGCUGCCCCGACCCGCAGGCCUCUGCCAGCAUUGACAGCUGCAUCGACAAUAUGGAGCAGAGGGAUGGCAAAGGACAACAAGCCGUCCUCGAGGUUUGGCGCUCCAACAAAUUCAGCCCAAAAAUCCUCCAAGCCACAACAGCAGAACCCCUCCUCGUCCACACCAAGAUCCGCUCCUUCACAACCCGGCAAGGUCGUGCCAGAACAACCCAAGGCUGUCAAGCCCGAACCUGCGAAACCCGUCGAGCCAGCAGCCGAAAAAUCUCCCGCGGCGCCAGAAAAGGAGAUCCCUCUCUCUGAGCUUCCCGACCUGACGCAGGGUAUCCCGUCCACACUUGCGUACGAACAAGCUAGCGCGAAUGAGAAGGCCGCAUUGGAGGCAAUCGAGGAGGAUGCAUCAACAAGUGCCGGUGGUGGCCGAGGGAAGGGCGAGCUCCCUGCUUCGGCAUACAUCUCCUCGACCGAGAAGCGGCGGCAGCGGUUCGCAAACUACAUGUUUGCUGCCUCCCUCGCUGGUAUGGUCGGUGGCGUUGUCUACCUUGGCCGAAACUGGGAUGAGGAGGACGAGCGCAAGCACCCAGAGGUGCCGAAUGGCUGGGGCUUAGGUCUUUGGUGGAACCGCGCCUCGACGCGCAUGAGCGAAGUUCUGACAUACUAUCACGAGCCAGCAUUCGAAAAGCUGCUUCCCGACCCAGACCCCAUGUUUGAGCGGCCCUAUACACUGUGCAUCAGCCUCGAGGACAUGCUUGUGCACAGCGAAUGGACCCGUGAGCACGGCUGGCGGUUGGCAAAGCGACCCGGAGCCGACUACUUCCUGCACUAUCUCAGCCAGUACUAUGAGCUUGUUCUCUUCACUUCUGUGCCAUUCGCCAUGGGAGAGCCUCUGGUGCGCAAGCUGGACCCCUACCGUUUCAUUGUCUGGCCGCUGUAUCGAGAAGCCACCAAGUACAAGGACGGCGAGAUCGUCAAGGACCUCGCCUACCUGAACCGAGACCUUUCCAAAGUCAUCAUGAUCGAUACGAGCCACCAACACGUCCGCGCCCAGCCUGAGAACGCAAUAGUACUGCCGAAAUGGACCGGCGACCCCAAGGAUAAGGAGCUGGUGUCGCUUAUCCCAUUCCUCGAAUACAUCCACACCAUGCAAUACAGCGACGUGCGCAAGGUUCUCAAGUCCUUUGAGGGCAAGCACAUCCCGACCGAGUUCGCACGACGUGAGGCCAUCGCGCGUGCCGAGUUCAACAAGCAGCUCGAGGCCGAGCGCAAGAAGCACCCACACAAGGGCAAGAGUGGCAUGGCAGCCCUCGGCGGGCUCUUUGGGCUUAAGCCCCAGAACCUGAGCGUCAUGGUUGUUCCCGAAGGCGAACAGGACCCAGCCACUGCAUUUGCGCAAGGCAAGAUGCUGCAGGACAUCGCGCGCGAGCGCGGGCAGAAGAACUAUGAGGAGAUGGAGAAGAUGAUCCGCGAGAACGGCGAGAAGUGGCUCAAGGAGGAGGCUGCUAUGCAGGAGGCGGCGCAGAAAGAGGCCAUGAACAGCAUGAAGACCUCUUUCACUGGCUGGUUCACACCCAGCGCGGAUGGCUCGGAGAAGAAGCCAUGA
This is a messenger RNA of Diaporthe amygdali, 1656 nucleotides long. RefSeq names its product mitochondrial import inner membrane translocase subunit tim-50. The record is from RefSeq and is a predicted model, not a curated record. NCBI's taxonomy places the organism in Eukaryota, Fungi, Ascomycota, Sordariomycetes, Diaporthales, Diaporthaceae. Gene Ontology annotation, molecular function: phosphoprotein phosphatase activity. The coding region runs from base 1 to 1656 and encodes 551 amino acids. The transcript has 2 exons.